AAGGGGUCCAGCCGGAAGUCACGUGACAGCUUGAGCUCCAGCGUCUCCUCAACAGAGCAGAACAGAGGAGGAUGUCUGCAUACGGGGAAAAUCCGUUCCGACAUUUAGUCGAGCCUCUCAACCCCAACGACCCAAACCAGCAGUUCUUCAAUCUGUCCAAGCUCGGAGAUCCAAGAUAUGAUCGUCUGCCGUUUUCCAUCCGGGUCCUGCUGGAGUCUGCCGUCAGGAACUGUGAUGAGUUCCUGGUGAAGGGCUCGGACGUGGAGAACAUCCUGAACUGGAAGCAGACGCAGACCCAAACCGUGGAGGUUCCAUUCAGGCCGGCCCGCGUCAUCCUCCAGGACUUCACGGGUGUUCCUGCUGUGGUGGACUUUGCUGCCAUGCGCGAUGCGGUGAUGAAGUUGGGUGGGGACCCCGAGAAGAUUAAUCCAGUGUGUCCAGCCGACCUGGUCAUCGACCAUUCCAUCCAGGUGGACUUCAACAGGAAGUCUGACAGCCUCCAGAAAAACCAGGACUUGGAGUUUGACCGCAAUAGAGAAAGAUUCCAGUUUUUAAAAUGGGGCUCCAAGGCCUUCAGGAACAUGCGGAUCAUCCCCCCGGGCUCGGGGAUCGUCCACCAGGUGAACCUGGAGUAUCUGGCCAGGGUGGUGUUUAAGUACGACGGCUUCUUCUACCCCGACAGCCUGGUGGGCACCGACUCCCACACCACCAUGAUCGACGGCCUGGGCGUGCUGGGAUGGGGUGUGGGCGGCAUCGAGGCAGAGGCCGUCAUGUUGGGUCAGCCCAUCAGCAUGGUUCUGCCUGAGGUGGUGGGGUAUAAGGUGUAUGGGAGCCCGGACCGGUUCAUCACCUCCACCGACAUCGUGCUCACGGUUACAAAGCACCUCCGGCAGGUGGGCGUGGUGGGGAAGUUCGUGGAGUUCUUCGGCCCGGGCGUGGCCCAGCUGUCCAUCGCUGACCGGGCCACCAUCGCCAACAUGUGUCCGGAGUACGGAGCCACGGCGGCGUUCUUCCCCGUGGACCAGGUCAGCCUGCAAUACCUGGAGCAGACGGGACGAGAGCCAGAAAAACUGUCCUACAUUACAAAGUACCUGAAGGCCGUGUCCAUGUUCAGAGACUACAACAAUGACGCUCAAGAUCCAGAUUUCACUCAGGUGGUGGAGUUGGACCUCAGCACCGUUGUUCCAUGUUGCAGCGGUCCCAAAAGGCCGCAGGACAGAAUUCCUGUUUCCGACAUGAAGAAAGACUUUGAAAGCUGCCUUGGAGCGAAGCAAGGAUUCAAGGGUUUCCAGGUGGCGCCUGAACGCCACAGUGCUGACGUCCCCUUCACCUUUGGGGGGAAAGCGUACGCGCUGAGCCACGGCUCGGUGGUGAUCGCUGCCAUCACCAGCUGCACCAACACCAGCAACCCCUCCGUCAUGCUGGGGGCAGGACUCCUGGCUAAGAAAGCGGUGGAGUGUGGUCUGAGCGUGAAGCCGUACAUCAAGACCAGCCUGUCUCCCGGCAGCGGCGUGGUCACCUACUACCUGAAGGAGAGCGGCGUCAUGGACUUCCUCUCCCAGCUGGGGUUUGAAGUCGUUGGCUACGGUUGCAUGACGUGUAUCGGCAACAGCGGACCUCUCCCGGACCCGGUGGUGGAGGCCAUCACUCAGGGGGACCUGGUUGCCGCGGGCGUCCUGUCAGGAAACAGGAACUUCGAGGGCCGGGUUCACCCCAACACCAGAGCCAACUACCUGGCCUCGCCGCCGCUCGUCAUCGCCUACGCGCUGGCCGGCACCGUCAGGAUCGACUUUGACAGAGAGCCCAUCGCGGUGAACUCGGAGGGCAGAGAGAUCUUCCUCAGGGACAUCUGGCCCACUCGGGAGGAGAUCCAUGAAGUGGAGAGAACAUUUGUCAUCCCAUCAAUGUUCAAAGAAGUCUACGAGAAGAUUGAAGAGGUGAAUGAACGCUGGAACUCUCUGGUUGCUCCCUCUGAUAAGCUGUACACCUGGGACCCCCAAUCCACCUACAUCAAGUCCCCUCCGUUCUUCCACGGUCUGACCAGGACGCUGCAGCCUCCCCGCUCCAUCACCGACGCCUACGUGCUGCUGAAUCUGGGGGACUCCGUCACCACCGACCACAUCUCUCCUGCAGGGAACAUCGCUAGGAGCAGCUCUGCUGCACGCUACCUCACCGGCAGAGGGUUGACUCCUCGAGACUUCAACUCGUACGGCUCUCGCCGGGGCAACGACGCCGUCAUGGCUCGAGGAACCUUCGCCAACAUUCGCCUCUUUAAUAAAUUCCUCAACAAGCAGGCGCCCCAAACCGUCCACCUGCCCUCCGGAGAGACGAUGGAUGUGUUUGAGGCUGCAGACCGGUACCAGCGCUCCAACGUCCCCCUGCUGGUUCUGGCGGGGAAGGAGUACGGCUCCGGCAGCUCCAGGGACUGGGCCGCCAAGGGCCCCUUCCUGCUGGGCAUCAAGGCGGUCCUGGCGGAGAGCUACGAGAGGAUCCACCGCAGUAACCUGGUGGGGAUGGGGGUGAUUCCCCUGGAGUUCCUGCCGGGCCAGACGGCCGACGGCCUGGGCCUGACGGGCCGUGAGCGCUACACCGUCUCCAUCCCCGAGACGCUGACGCCCCGCAUGCUGGUGGACGUCACGCUGGACACGGGGAAAUCCUUCCAGGUUCGCAUGAGGUUCGACACGGACGUGGAGCUGACGUACUUCCGCCACGGAGGAAUCCUCAACUACAUGAUCCGCAAGAUGUCCGAGAACUAAUCGCUCUGAUUCUGUCCUCUUCAGCCGGCGCUAACUGAUAAUUCAGGCGGCGUAAACACUAAUUAACAGCCACUAACCUGCGUGAGCCGCGCAGAGCCCCCCCCGAACCUGAGCCAGACCAGCAGCGCUACGGCGGUUUGUUCUCCGUUUCUGGGAACGCUGCUCUGCUCCAGGGAAUACUCCGGGGCUGGACGGACAUCGCUAACAUGAAGGUUUUAUCUUGGUGUCUUUGCCUUGGUAUCUUAACGUUGUUUGCUUAGCAACAACGCUGAGAACGGCCAAUGAGCUUCAGCAGCAGCUCAAGAGCGGGAGCCUUUGAUGAAUCGUUCAUUACAGUUCUCAGAUAUAAUCCAUGGUGGCACGUCAGUUUAGAAGAAGAAAAAAAGAGCAAUAACAACGACUGAAAUACGCGCCAGUCACUAUUUGUCCUACUGUACUUACUGUAUUUUUUUUCAUAAUCCUUUUUCAUUUUCUCCCGUUCAAAUCCAAUUAAUGGGGUCGUAGUGGGGCGGGGCUGAUCUCCGCAAUUUGAAGCCUUGUAUAAUGAUAGUAAAAAAAAUAAAAGUAAAGGUUGCUACUUCGCAGAUUUCACCUAUCACAGGUUCUUUUAGGAACGUAACCCCCGCCAGAAACCAGGGAUUACUGUACCUGAUCUGAUGUUUAAACGGCCGUCUCCCUCCUGAACUACAGGGGGCAGUAAUGUGCCAACAAAAGCAGCUGCUAAACGACGUGAACUCAGCUGGUUUCAGCGUUUUUAGACGUAUUGAGUUGGCAAUGUACGAUGGAGUAUUAGGGCCAAACUAAGACAAAAAAAAAAUGGAAAUUACGAGAAUAAAGUCAUAAUAAUAUGAGAAUAAAGUCGUAAAAUUGCGAGAAUAAAGUCAUAAUGUUGCAGGAAUAAAGUCGUAAUAUUAUGAGAAUAAAGUCGUUAUAUUUUGGGAAUAAAGUUGUAAUAUUACGAGAAUAAAGUUGUAAUUUAUGUGAACUCUAACAGGAAGAGCACAUAUGUCUUUUGUGGAAGAGGAGCUGUCUAGUAUAGUAUAGUAUAGUAGCGGUGGUUCCAUCUGCUUCCAUUCAAAGAGGUUUGGUUGUUUCUCAGGAAACAAUGAGGAUGAUCAGAAAGAUUUUCCUCUUUCACAAAAGACGAAAUUUCCUCCAAGUCUGUGUUUCCUUCUUCCAAAUAGACGCAGUUGUUUGUAUCGUUUUAAAGUCCUUAUACUGAUAAUAAUUCCAUGCUGAUGUGACAAAAGAUUAAGUAUUUCCUUAUUUGUGAAACCGAUACCAAAAUAUAACGUCACAAGAUGCUCAAUAUUCCUCAUUUUAACACCGGGAGAAGAAGCUCUUCCUGUUAGAGUUCUCAUAAAUUUAUUCUCAUAAAUUACGACUUUAUUCUCAUAAUAUUACGACUUUAUUCUCAUAAUAUUUCGACUUUAUUCUCGCAAUAUUUCGACUUUAUUCUCGUAAUAUUUCGACUUUAUUCUCA
Cololabis saira (Pacific saury) is the source of this 4239-nucleotide messenger RNA. It is a transcript of the gene aco1, whose product is annotated as aconitase 1, soluble. Gene Ontology annotation, cellular component: mitochondrion; cytosol. The record is from RefSeq and is a predicted model, not a curated record. The transcript has 21 exons. Gene Ontology annotation, molecular function: aconitate hydratase activity; 3 iron, 4 sulfur cluster binding; iron-responsive element binding. Lineage: Eukaryota; Metazoa; Chordata; Actinopteri; Beloniformes; Belonidae. The coding region runs from base 72 to 2756 and encodes 894 amino acids. Gene Ontology annotation, biological process: citrate metabolic process; tricarboxylic acid cycle.